CUUGAGAAAGUAAAAAAGGCUGAGUCCCAAUGCCUGCAAGUCUGAAUUUGUAACAGUAGAUCUGAGUUUUCUCGGUAUCGUAAUCUAAAAGAAUAGUAAAACUAUAAACUUUUUACAGAGUAAUUGCAUCAUUUGCAAAGAUUUGUCUUUCUCUUGCUCACUCUCACGGGGUCGGUCACUUGCUCUUCCUCUGUAUCCACGCAAACAAUUCCUUUCUUUUGCAGGUGAAAACAACCAAACCUGCAAAUAAACACUGUUCAAAAGCAAAGCUAUCCCUUUCUUUCUCUGGACUCUAUGGGUACCAUGAUUCACCAUUUUCAAUUUCUCUCGUCCCACCCACAAAACGGAGUGCAAAGGGUUUCCUUUUUUUAGCGUUUUUUGUUUACUCAAGAGAGAGAGCUGAACUACUUCGCCUAUUAAAGAAAAAAAAUUAGAACCCCACUAAACAGAACUCUAAAAAAUACACAACUCUAUUACAUUCUUUGUUUCUCUCUCUUUCCAUUACCAUGGAAGGUCUCAAUUUUCUCAGAUUUUGGAAACAUAGCUAUGGUGCUCACAAAGAGAACCAAAACCAACCUUGUUGUGAAAACAGUGGCACCACGGAGAUUCCAAAGUCUUUGAUUGUUUCAGAUCAUGAGUUGGAUGAAGGAGAGGACUCUUUCAUUGACUUGGAGCUUCCUAUACAUGAGUUUGACGACAAGGGAAAUGCCCACGGCAACAGCCAUGAAGAGAACGGUGUCAAAGACAAGAAAAGAUUCGACUCCAAGGAAGAGCGAGCAUUCCACAAACCGGCUAAGAAUGUUGGUGAUAAAGAGCUCGACUUGCCACAGCACACUCGUUCUUUGUCUCCGAAUGAUCACUUCUCCAAAAGAAAGAUCAUUCCCAUUGAGCCAAGCUCCAAGCCUCAAUCUCUCAUAGCUCUGUUAAAAUCUGCUCCAAAGUUUCGACUCUUUACUCUUAAGAAGUCAGAGUCAAUGGCAAAUACCUGUAAUACAUACGCAGCAGAGAAAACAGAGUUCCUCGGUAUUUCUAUGGAGACCCCAAAGCAUGAAAAACAAGGCAAGAGCGAACAUUUCAAAGUGAAAUUCAAAAUAGAGGAGUCUUCAAACCUCCCAAUCUUCACCAGUGAAAAUAGGUUGCGGAAAACAAAAGGCAAAACAGAGGAUUCGUUUUCAGAUUAUUCCUCAAAGAGAUUAUCGAAAGAUCGAAUACAGAAAUACCUGAAUUUAAUCAAGCCAUUGUAUGUGAAAGUCUCCAAAAAGAACAGUCAAAGUGACAAGACAAAAGUCUUAGGCGACUUAUCAAUGUUAUCCCCGGUGGCUUCUCCAUCAACGGUAUAUUCCAUGAAGGAGAAACAGGGGAAUCUUUCAACAGGGGUUAAAGGGGUUUGCAAGCACUUGGGAAAGAGCAGAUCAGCCUCGGCUGCCUCAUCACCAAUUAAUAGGAGAGACGAUACGCAGCUACUGCAACAUGAUGGGAUCCAAAGCGCCAUUUUGCAUUGCAAGAAAUCUUUCAAUUCAAAUAGAGAAUCUUCUUGGUUGUCGAGAUGUACAAGUGAUUCUUCACAAGAGAAGCUAAGCAAUGCAUCUUCUACAGAUUCUUCUCUUUUGUCACGAGUUACAAGCAAUUCCUCAUACGAGAAACUGAUGGAUUCCGCAAGAAUAUCUAGUGAAGAAGGAACUGUCUUCAGCACCUGACGAAGUACUAGAAAUCUCGGGAAAAAAUGUUGUUAAUUAAAGCAAUAGAAAGAAAAUAUUGGACAGAGACCUUGAUUUUUAUUAUGACGACGUUAAAAAAAUGAAAGGGAAAAGAAAAAGAAAAGAAUUUAGAGAGGCUAGGAUUGUUGUUUGAUUGUUAGCUGUGCUGAGCAGUGAAUAGAGUAGGUUCACAUGUUAAGGUGAUGGGUCAUUAUGAAGAAAUUGAAAGUAACCUUUAUAUUUGGAUUUCUUUUUGUUGUUGGGUGACUGUGUAUGGUCUUGUAUUUCUGCAGUUAAGCAUUAUGUUACCUUUGAAAGGUAAGCUGUUCAUAUCAAAGAUGUGAUCAUUUCUGGAAUUGAAGGAGUUGAAAUGACUUAA
This is a messenger RNA of Durio zibethinus, 2076 nucleotides long. RefSeq names its product membrane-associated kinase regulator 5-like. NCBI's taxonomy places the organism in Eukaryota, Viridiplantae, Streptophyta, Magnoliopsida, Malvales, Malvaceae. The record is from RefSeq and is a predicted model, not a curated record. Gene Ontology annotation, cellular component: plasma membrane.